UUUUACAUAUGAACCUGUCGGACUGGUAUCAGUUCAACAGAAGCCGUCCGUCGCUUGAGGAAGACACGGAGAGGCUCUGAAGCCUUAACAGGCUUUAAAAAUGGGACUUUUCCUCGUUUUGUUUGCGGUGUUUCUGCUCGGUGCUGCUGUUUCUGCCUGGAGCGAGAAGCACUCCCUGUAUUACAUUUACACGGGCUUGUCCAAACCUGUCCAAUUGCCGGGUAUCUAUCAGUUCACUGCUAUGGGUCUGCUGGAUGACAGAGAGAUCGACUAUUACAAUAGCCAUGAUCAGAGAAAGAUUCCCAAGCAGCACUGGAUGAAGGAGAAAAUGCAGGAGGAUUACUGGGAAAAAGGCACCCAGUCCAGAAAGAGCAAAGAACAGUGGUUUAAUGUGAACGUCGACAUUCUGAUGAAACGCAUGAGACACAAUGAGUCAGAUGUUCAUGUUCUUCAGUGGAGACAUGGUUGUGAAAUUGAGAAACAGGGAGAUGAAGUGAAGUUUUCCAAAGGCAUUGAUGAGUACAGCUAUGACGGAGAGAACUUCUUGUCUUUUGAUGAUAAGGAGUCUCAGUGGGUCGCUCCUGUUGAUGCAGCUGUUCCAACCAAGAGGAAGUGGGAUAAAGUGCCCAUCCUAAACCAGUACACCAAGGGCUACCUGGAGAAAGAGUGUGUGGACUGGCUUAACAAGUUCAGAGACUAUGGAGAACAGGAGCUUAGAGAGAGCUCUCCUCCAGAUGUUCAUGUGUUUGCAAAAAGGUGCACCACUGACAAAAACAAAGUCAAACUCACCUGUCUGGCCACUGGCUUUUACCCCAAAGACGUGAUAUUGAGCAUAAGAAAAUAUCGCUCACCCCUGCCUGAAGAUGAGAUUGAAUCCUCAGGAAUCAGACCAAACCAUGAUGGAACCUACCAGCUGAGGAAGAGUGUGAUUAUCCAGGAGGAUGAAAAAGCAGAAUAUGAUUGUUUUGUGAAACACAGAACCCUCAAAGAGCCAAUUAUCAUCACAUGGGAUGGAAAAUGCCAGGACUGCACUCAAGGGACUAUCUUGGGUAUGGUGAUUGGAGCAGUGAUCGGAGUCGUGCUUAUGCUGGCAGUCGGUGCAUUGGUUUACUUCUUGAGGAGGAGGAGAAACAUUGCUGGACAAGACAGGGCUAGUAACAGAUCAAGCAGCAGUUCGACUGGUUCUCAGAAUAGAGUAAUUAAUUGUGUGAAUCUAAGUGAGUUACCUAAUGCAGCAAUAGCAGGAAGUCAGUGCAGUUCUGACUCUGGAAAAGGGAGUGCUGGUCCAAGUCCAGACGACAGUCCCACUAACUCUCAGGAGGCAGUGAACCUCGUGAGUGAGGCCUCCAGUGGUCAAAGCUCACCUGCGGAAGCGCAAUCACUUCUACAACAGUCUUCAGAGUUUUCUGACACCAGACUGUUCCUGCGUUCAGUUGUUGUGGAGCUGUAUUCAGACUUCAGUAAAUAUCAGGAUAGUUUAAACAUAAUUAAAAGCGUUCCAGUCAUGGGCACGUCUGUCGCGACCGCGAGUUUUGCUCUGCUUUGUGUUCUUCUUCUCUGUGGGACUUCAUCCUCACUUCAAACAGAGAAACACUCCCUGUAUUACAUUUACACGGCGUUGUCCAAACCUGUCGAUCAGCUGGGCAUCUAUCAGUUCACUGCUAUGGGUCUGCUGGAUGACAGAGAGAUUGACUAUUACAAUAGUAAGGAACAGAGAAAGAUUCCCAAGCAGCACUGGAUGAAGGAGAAAAUGCAGGAGGAUUACUGGGAAAAAGGCACCCAGUCCAGAAAGAGCAAAGAACAGUGGUUUAAUGUGAACGUCGACAUUCUGAUGAAACGCAUGAGACACAAUGAGUCAGAUGUUCAUGUUCUUCAGUGGAGACAUGGUUGUGAAAUUGAGAAACAGGGAGAUGAAGUGAAGUUUUCCAAAGGCAUUGAUGAGUACAGCUAUGACGGAGAGAACUUCUUGUCUUUUGAUGAUAAGGAGUCUCAGUGGGUCGCUCCUGUUGAUGCAGCUGUUCCAACCAAGAAGAAAUGGGAUAAUGUGCCCAUCCUAAACCAGUACACCAAGGGCUACCUGGAGAAAGAGUGUGUGGACUGGCUUAACAAAUUCAGAGACUACGGAGAACAGGAGCUCAGAAAGGGCUCUCCUCCAGAAGUUCAUGUGUUUGCAAAAAGGUCUACUAAGGACAAAACCAAGCUGAAACUCACCUGUCUGGCCACUGGCUUUUACCCCAAAGACGUGAUAUUGACCAUAAGGAAAUAUCGCACAUCCCUGUCUGAAGAUGAGAUUGAAUCCUCAGGAGUCAGACCAAACCAUGAUGGAACCUACCAGCUGAGGAAGAGUGUGAUUAUCCCGAAGGAUGAAAAAGCAGAAUAUGAUUGUUUUGUGUUUCACAGUACCCUCAAAGAGACAAUUAUCACCAGAUGGGAUGGAAUGUGCCCAGACUGUGGAGGCUCCCUGGUUAUUGGAAUUGCGAUUGGAGCUGUACUUGUAAUAGUGCUUGUUGCAGCGGUCUGCCUUUACCUUUAUAAGACUAAAAGACUCAUUUGCCGAAAACAGAGUGAAACCAAUGGAGCAGUACAAGGGAAUCCUGCUAAUGGAGUAAUAGAAAAUCUUCUCCCAGGACAUAAUAGCAAUGGACAUGCUCCAACAGCAGCCAAUGGAGGACCCAAUGGAGUUAAAAGAAUUGUCUAGCUGAAAAAAUGCGAAGCAAGAAAAGUAGUGACUGAAGAUGGAGACUGAAUUUGAAUUUUUGGAUUUGUUCUUUCUUUUUCCAUCAGAGCUAACAUGUGCCUUGCUUUCUCCUUAGUGUGUAAGAGUCAUAGAUUACUGAAACUGAUAUGAAUGACUGCUUUAAGCAUGCUACUUUCAGUCUGUGUAAUGUGUAAUUGUGCAUGUUCAGGUGUGAUGAGAAAGGACAUGACAUAUGGGGGAUUUUUAACUUUUACCAUCCUUAAGCUCAAGGAAAAUGUAAAAUAUCUGGACUAACACCUUUUGACCCCUUUUUCCUAACAAAGGAAGUUAGGGUAGCUGUAGUCGUUCACUGUUAUAGCCAAAAAGGUUUAUUUAAAUUAGGUCAAACAUUUCAGUGGAUAGCCAUAUUCUUUUGUUACAUUAAUGCAUUUGGUAAAUGCUUUUAUCCACUGCAUUCAAGCUAUACAUUUCACCAGUUGAUAUAUUUCAUGGGACUCAAACUCAUCACCCAUUACUAGAGCUUGUUUUACUGUUUGAGUCGAAGUAUGAAUUUGUCAAAAUAAGUGCUGCGCUUAUGUUUUGAAUGAGUGAUGUUACAGGGUUAUUUAGUGGUUGCAAAACAAUUUAGUUGAAGAUUUAGCCUUGUUGACCGCAGAUGAGCUUCAUUUUUUCGUCAGCAAUAGCAUCCUUUCUCUAUGCAGAAAUAAAGCAUGAGACACCACAGGUCAUGUCAUGAGUAAAGUUAGCACAACUGACUGAAUAACAGAUUCAUUGUUACCUAAAGAUUUUAAACAGAUUUGUAUGUAACAAGUUAAAAGAACUGAUGAAUAUUAAAUAGCAAUAUUGUAAGUUAAAGGUCACGCAUUUCAUAAUAUCCACCUUAUUUUUCCUGUAAGAGGAAUGUAAGUGGCCAUUAGUAAAUUUAACUGGUCUGCUUUCGGAGUCAUCCGCUUCCAGCACUUUAGCUGCACAAAACAGCUUGGUUUGGUGUUUGAUAUUGAAAACGGGUGUUUCUCACCAUAUUAUUUUUAAUGUAUUAUCUUAAUUUUAAACACUGGUUUGUAGCUCUCACACUCACUUUGAGUUUAAGCUUGUUGGAAGUGUUUUAACAUGAAGUACAUAAAAGCAGGUCCUAUUAAAAUUACUUCAUACUAAA
Sinocyclocheilus anshuiensis is the source of this 3854-nucleotide messenger RNA. RefSeq lists its product as uncharacterized. The coding region runs from base 101 to 2698 and encodes 865 amino acids. Gene Ontology annotation, biological process: immune response. NCBI's taxonomy places the organism in Eukaryota, Metazoa, Chordata, Actinopteri, Cypriniformes, Cyprinidae. Gene Ontology annotation, cellular component: external side of plasma membrane. The record is from RefSeq and is a predicted model, not a curated record. The transcript is spliced from 18 exons.